This is a messenger RNA of Procambarus clarkii (red swamp crayfish), 3175 nucleotides long. NCBI's taxonomy places the organism in Eukaryota, Metazoa, Arthropoda, Malacostraca, Decapoda, Cambaridae. The record is from RefSeq and is a predicted model, not a curated record.
GCCAGGCCACCCAGCUCAUCUAUCGAACGCCGUUGCUCGUGUCUCUGGUGAUAGACACAAUAGACAGCUGAGUCAACAUUAAGGAGCUUGGAACCACUACCUCUCCUGCCACACUCAGAGACCACCAACUCUCUGAUCUCUGCUACGCUGGAAACGAAUUACUCUGACGCGAUCGUCUGAUCUGCCAAAUCAGAGCCCUGCCAGUCAGUGUUGUGAAGCAGAUCGUAUCAGUGUUUGUCCUAGAAGCGGUAUUCAGUCCCGUGAAGCGAACCAACUGACUGCAAUACUUCGAUCAUACUGGAUAUCAAACCGGAACUGAUAUUUUUCAUUUUUGUACCGACGGAGUGAAUGGAAACCGGAGCCAGGGCCAGUAGAGCAUUACCCUCGCUGUGUGAUGCUCACUUAUUGCGUCCCGUCGACUCUCUUCCUCCUCGUAGCUCUCACUUCCCACACACCACGAAAUCGAGAACCACUAAUAUCCUAAACGUAUCGCCUAAUCCCGUAUCGAUUUGAUACAGACAAACCUAUUUUUUUAACGUAAUUACCGGAGAUGUGUGUCAUGAUACGGCGUCAGAAGCUGUAGAUGAGAUGACAUAGUUGUACGUCUCUAGAGGAGAGGACGGGGCCCUUUGCGCCUCCUUGAACCUUGCCGUGUCACUUGUAUGUGAAUGAAACACGGAGCCUUAGGUCUGUGUGGCACGCUACGUGUUCCUGGAGGCUCCCUAGCUCCUUACGGGAACUUCAAAGUCCGGGGACGCUACUGGACGUGAACUUGUACCUGGUACGGGCUCUGUAUGCGCGACAAACCUCAACUCAAAACGGUUCACCACUUGGCUAGAAGGAGCGAUAGUAUUCGUUCUCACGAGCCAAUAAACACCAGGAAUCACGCCCAGUCUAGCCAGAUAUCCCCUGGAGGCCAAUGUCACCUACCAGACGGCCUCCCAAGUCUCCUACCACCCGGUGCAGGUGACACAGCCUGCCCGUGCCACCUUCUACCCGCCGGAGGUGAGCAGAUCCACCCGCUACUCGCGCCACCUUGAACAGGUGAACACGCCCACCUGUCCUUCCCAGGACUCGGAGCAGGCGUCCACGUCCACCUGCGACAUGAGUCGGAAACCCAGCAAGCGGUCCCCAGCGGCCAAGUUUGUGUACGUCACGCCCCCAGCGCCUCAGCAUUGUACACAGGUGCUGGCGACUCUGGUUGUGUCGCUGGGGCCGCUGUGCGCCGGGCUGGGGAAGGGCUACUCCUCCCCGGCACUAGCCUCCAUGGCCAUGCUCUCUGCCCAGGGCCACCACUUCUCCAUCAGCGAAGAUCAAGGCUCGUGGAUAGCUUCGUUGUCACUCCUGGGAGCUUUCUUCGGAGCAGUGCCAGGCGGAAUGGCCAUCAGGUUCGGAAGGAAGCGAAUAUUGUGUGCUGUGGCGAUACCUUUCGCACUGUCGUGGCUAUUGACUGUGGUAGCAUGGAACGUCAACAUGCUGUACGUGGCAGCAUUGACAGGUGGUGUGUGUUCUGCUGUCAUCGCUGUUGUUACGCCUGUCUACAUCAGCGAGAUCGCUCACCCCGAGAUUCGGGGCUGCUUGUGUGCCUUAGCCAAGCUGAGCAGCAACAUUGGCAUGCUGCUCUCCUACCUUUUAGGCGCCUUCCUCAACUGGCGGGAACUAGCCACGGUUACGGCGGUGGCUCCUGUCUGCCUGUUCCUCGCCGCACUAUUCAUCCCUGAAACGCCUAGCUUCCUGCUGUAUCGAGGGCGGGACACCGAGGCAGCUAACGCGCUGCGCUGGCUGCGCGGGUCAGAGACGGACGUGGCGCGUGAGCUGACCACCAUGAAAGCCAACAUCGCCACUCUGCGUCGCGAGACAGACUCCUGUCCGCAACGCGCAGCGCCUCGCGAGCUCCUCCGUCCGCUAUUCAUCACCUGCGGCCUCAUGGUCUUCCAGAAGUUCAGCGGUGCGAACGCCUUCAACUUCUAUGCAGUGCCCAUUUUAGCCAAGACUUUCGUUGGUCUGAACCCGUAUCGCGCAGCAGUCGUGGUGGCCUUCGUUCAGAUCUGCGCCGGAAUGGCGUCUUCGGCACUGAUCGAUACUGUCGGGCGUCGGCCGCUGCUUGUCUUCAGCAACAUGCUCAUGUCCGCGGCACUGGCAGCCUUUGGAGGCUACAUGUACCUGAAGGGUCUUGAUCAAGACGAGAAUCUCCUUGCACGACAGCAAUGGCGGGAUUCAGAUUGGGUCCCUCUCUUCUGCAUACUCGUUAUCGAGAUCGCCUUCGCUCUCGGUGUCUCACCAAUCAGCUGGCUGUACAUCGGGGAACUCUUCCCACUGAAACAUCGGGGGCUUGGCUCUGUGGCAGCUGCUGUGAGUUAUGCCUGCUCCUUCGUCAGUGUGAAGACCUUCGUGGACCUGGAGUCCUUACUUGGGCUGCACGGAGCGUUUUGGCUGUACUCGAGUGUCGCAGCUCUUGCCCUCGUCUUCACACUCAUAUUUGUCCCCGAGACUAAAGGAAAAAGUCUACAGGAGAUGCAGACGGUAGACCUGCAGAAGGAGACGCUCAUAUAGCAGCCAGCCCGCCCACUAGCGCCGCUGCGACCACCCACCGUCCACUGGGAGAUGCCUCCUGGACAGCGGCCCUACAGAGAGAUCCUGCUGUAGGUGCUGGUGCAGGAGCCCAGAGCCCCGGUCCGGCGGCGCCGCCGCCCCGUCUUCCCGCUACUGGUGGUUCCCCCCACCCAAUAUGCGGUGCCGCCGGUGCCCGGGAGCCUCCACGGCCGCAGCCACGCUAGAGGGCGGUCUUGGCCCUAAUUGUGAUAUUCACGCCCGUGCUGUCUUAUUCCCUCUCAAGAGUGUCAUCUUAGUGAAGAAAACACCACUUAUGUGAACUGAGUGUGCUUGAGGACACGAUUUUAGAAGAGCACACUCAGCAGUGACGUGCAAAAUAGGUUCAAAACUUUUUCCGCCUUGUAUUUUCCAUCUUUUUUUCGGAAAAGACAGCUUUGAUAUAGUGUUAAUAACUUCAUGUCUUUACCUGAUGUGGGGCAACUUAUGCUUCCUGUCAUUUCAUGGAAAGUUUAACUCAAGGAGACAAAGUUGUCUUGAAGAAGUAGGCAUGCAAGUGAUAAAGGGCCUUUAUGAAUUUAUAUAUAUAUAUAUAUAUAUAUAUAUAUAUAUAUAUAUAUAUAUA